AUGCGCCACCACUCGUCGCCCGAGAUCUCGUCCGAGGUCAUGGCGUCGGCGCUGGAGCUCACGGAGGCGUCGCUCUGGGCGAAGAUGGCGGAGGACGAGAAGGUCUACGUGGAGCCCACGUUCGAGCUCUAUCGCUGCUACCCGCCCGACACGACACUGCCCAAGUACUUUGUCAAGGCGUGGCUGCCGUACGCCGCCGACACGCUCUUCAACGUCCUCGCCGACAUCCCGUACCGCAAGACGUGGGACGCGUCCGUGAAGCAGGCGUACGUCGUCGACCAGUCGCCGCGCGACUGCAUGCUCGACGUCGUCUAUUGGUGCAUCAAGAUGCCAUGGCCCUUCUCGAACCGCGACUACGUCUACCAUCGGCGCGUCGCGUACCUCGAGAACGCGUUCGUGCUUGUCGCCCACGCCGGCUUGCACAAGGACGCGCCCGAAGUCAACCACACGAUCCGCGUCGAAGCGUUCGCAUCGCGCAUCGUGAUUCGUUCGUCCGGCGUCAACGGCUGCGACGUGUACGUCGAGUACUGCGACGAGUCCAACUACAGCGUGCCCAAUACGCUCAUCAACUGGGGCCUCCAAACCGGCCUCUCUUCGUACCUCAACGACCUCAAGAUGGCCUGCGCCAACUACGCGGCGUAUACGCGCAGCCUCAGCGACGACGCGGUCCAGGAGAUUCCGUCCCAGCUCGUGCGAUUGCGCUCGGAGCGAAAGAAAUCGAUGCGGCGCCCGUCCCUGCGGCAUGCGCGGUCGUACUCGGUCGACGAGCCCGACCCGACACUCUUUCCGCCGUCGCCGACGCACCGCCGCGUGUCGCCCACGAGUCGCAGCGCGCGGUCGCUCUCGGCGUUUGCAUUGCCAAAUGUCGACGCCUCGACCUUCUUUCUGGACUUCGCGCAGGACCACACGGGUCUCCGGCUCGAGACAGACGUGUUUUCCAAGCUCGUCGUUGUCCUCGGGUGCGACCCCGGCACCGAGGCCGCCAAGUCGAUGGCGGCGCUUCCCCGCGGCACGAUCGUCGUGUCGCUCAACGCAGUGUCGGUCCAAGGGCAGAGCUUAAAGGAGAUCAUCGACCGCAUCCGCCGGGCACCGCGACCCCUUGUCAUUGGCUUUCAGCUCGUCCACGAUGAUAUUGUGGCGACGUCCGUGCUGGAAAAGUCGGACGAUGCGGUCAAGCUCCACGUCCACCACAGCGACAACCUCCACGAGUACAUUGGCGGUCGCGCUCCGAAAGCCGGGGCCGUGCUCCUGCGCCCGUUCACCUUUCAUAACGAUGUGGUUGUGCCCGCGGGCUGGCAAGUGCUCGAGAUCAACGGCGCCAACAUGCUCGAGCUCUCGCUGAACGAGGUCGUGCACUACCUCCGCUGCAACACGUCGGCCAAGCUCGUCGUCCUCGGCAAAGAAGAUCGACCGAAACUCUCGCUCACGCGGCUGGCAGUCUCAGCUUUAGCUCCAACGUGUGCGUCAUCAUCGUCACCGCUCAGCGCCGCGCCGCCGAGUCCUUCGGCAGCCGAUGUCGACGCCCGCGCACUCCGAGAGACGCUCAUGGACUACGGCCACGUCGCCGUCAACCUCGACAAUGCACAGUGGGUCUGGACACACAUUGAGCUGCUCAUGAACGAAGAAAGGCACUUCUCGGCCGGUCCGCUCAUUGAAAAGCUCGAGCAAUUUCUGGGCGCGCGCAAGGACAACCCGGUGUGUGCAUCGAUUCAAGCACAAGUGGACGCCAAGCAGCCAGCGCUUGCGCUUGUCAAGGAGCGUUGUGCCCAAGGCAUGCACGCGCUGCACGAGUUCAAUGCGGACGCUGACGCUGGCUGGCGGUUUGCCCAGACCUACUUUGGCGUCUCGACCCACUGGAAGCCGGGCGACGACGGCACGAUCUGGCUCAAGCUCGACGGCAUCUGCGAAGGCGUCGACAUCUUCAAUGCACUCGCCGUCGUGCGGGAAACCGACCUCUUCAACCUCUGGGCGCCCUUUUGCAACAAAUCGUCGCUCCUCGCGACGCUCGGCCGCGUCGAAUUGAUCACGUACCUCAGCGUCGCGAUCCCGCUCAUGCAGCGCGACGCUGUGGUCCACGCAUUUGGCAUCAACGCCACGUACGAGCACCGGUGUGUCGUGCUCCUCGGAAAAUCCAUCACCGAGGACCAGAGUCCCGUCAACAACAUUGAAUUUCCGCCCGUAAAAGGCUGGAACGCCGACCGCAUGGAGCUACGGGCGUUCCGCGCGCUCGUCGAGCCCUACGCGCGCAACCGCGGCCGCACCUGCAUCGUCGUCAACGUCCAUCCAAAGUGCCCCGUGCCCAUGUCGCUGCUCAACUUUACCAUCAAAAAGAUGGCCGGCGUCCUCCUCUAUUUGCUCAUGCGCGAAGCCGCCAAGGUCGAAAAGCAUUCGGACGAGCCGGGCACGACCAACCAGCACGUCCUGCGCAUCCAGAACGACCCGUUCUACGCGUGGCUGCGCCUCCGCAUGAACAAGUGGUUUGAGCACUUGGACGCGGGCACGCUCCCGACGCCACUCUUGGUGCGCCCGCGCCUCGACCGCGCGUCCUCCGGGUCGGUCUACGGCACCCGCAUCGAGUCGCAGACCAACCUCAAGUCGGCUCCGACGCGCCGAAAGAGUGGCGUCGACGUUGUGCGUGCAGUGCUGGACCGUGUCUACGACGUGGCCGUCUGGCCGUACGUGCUCCUCGCCCUCGUGUACGGCUAUCUCGUGACGCCGACGACGCCGCUCCUGCAUGCGCACGGGAUGAAGGCUCUCUUGACGUGCGUCUUUGCGUGGUUUGGCGUCUCCGGGUCCUUCUCGUGGCAGGCGCGUGUGAAUGAGCACGUCAUGGCCGAGAUCCAACGGCUUCGGUUCCGUGUCGUGGUCGUCGCGCUCUUCUUCGAGCUCCUCUCGACCGUGAUGGCGUACGUGUGGACGCACCACUUGGCGUGCCGCGUGAGUCCCAGCCACUUGCAGCUCGCUUGCAGCCAGCGGUCGCCACUGGAAGUCCGCGCGACCGAUCACUUUUGGAUGGUCGCCAACUCGUUUCUCGCCGCGAGCUUCACGGUCGGGAUCCAAAUCCUUGUCAAGAUACAUAUUUAA
Saprolegnia parasitica CBS 223.65 is the source of this 3084-nucleotide messenger RNA. RefSeq lists its product as hypothetical. The transcript is spliced from 6 exons. Bases 1 to 3084 code for a protein of 1027 amino acids. Lineage: Eukaryota; Oomycota; Saprolegniomycetes; Saprolegniales; Saprolegniaceae. Gene Ontology annotation, molecular function: lipid binding. The record is from RefSeq and is a predicted model, not a curated record.